Molecule: messenger RNA, 892 nt
Organism: Strongylus vulgaris
Lineage: Eukaryota; Metazoa; Nematoda; Chromadorea; Rhabditida; Strongylidae
Source: the annotation of a GenBank genome assembly
AAUUCUAUAUCGUUUUAUCUGUUAGCAAAUUAAUAGUGUAGCCAAUUUUUAGGGCACAAAUGUCGUCAUCCCUAACGGAUCCAUUGAUCCAUGGCAUGCAUUGGGUAAAAAGGAUUCUAAUGAUUUUUCAGUUGUAUGGUACCUUAUAAACGGUACUUCCCAUUGUGCGGAUAUGUAUCCGCUGUCUCCCAAUGAUAAACCUGAUUUGGCAACAGCUCGCAAUCUUAUUAUGAAAAAUAUUAAGACAUGGCUGGGCAGAAGGCUAAAUCGCAAGAAUGAAAUAUCGACAGUAACACAGUGGAUGAGACCAAAGGAACGGGCCCCAUUGGCAAUCGAAAAACGAAGGUUUUAUCCUAAGCAGCCCAUUGAACUAACAAAGAAGUCUUUCCCAGAAUGGAAUCACUAUAAGAAAGUAUUCCUAGGCAGACCUCCACAUGGUUUCCUACCUCCACCUGACAAGCCUAGCCACGGCCCUCCUAUUGAGUACGAGUCGGGGUUCUUCACACAACCAUUUGAUCACUUCGACAAUCAGAAUCCAAACAGUUUCCAUCAGCGAUUCUUCAAAAACGCUCAUUGGGCUCAACCUGGAGGUCCCAACUUUUUGAAGAUUGGAGGAGAGUCAGUAGGAAAUUCUGCAUGGGUACUGAAUGAAGAGUUACCGUAUCUCAAAUGGGCAAAAACGUAUGGAGCUACUGUCCAUCUUCUUGAGCAUAGAUACUAUGGAGAUAGCAUAGUUGGAGGGACAGAAGAGAAUCCAAAUCCAGAUCUUAAGUAUCUCUCUUCAAUACAAAUGUUAUAUGACGUGAAGGACUACAUUGAAAGCAAUUCUCACUCUAAUAAUAGCGGUCCUUGGAUUGUUUUUGGAGGAUCGUAUGCAGGUAGUUGCAGUUAG